AGAGCACUUCGCUACACGACGGCCGUAUCUUAUCGCAUCCACUCUAUUGAUCACCCAACAUACAUCGCGAACGGUUCGCCUUUUACGGACGAUCGAACCACGUCUAUUGUCCAAUUUAACUUGCAGACGUGUACCUCUUUUAUACUCGCGAGCGAUGUUACCGGUGAAGUCAUAAUGUGUGUACAAAAAUAGAAAUAACAGAAGUUUACAGGAAAAUAGUAUCAAUAACAAAAGUGUUGCGGUUUCUAAUCGAACGGAAAUGGGCACUAAAUCGCCUACGACCAGUGUGAAGUCGCGGGAAAUAAUCGGAUUGGACGCGUUCAGUCAGCGGCGCGAGGUGUUCGGUAAGCACGACACGGUGUUCCUGCCGGCCUCGCCCACCACCAUGGUGCCUGCAUAUAGGGACGCAGACCCCAUAGUCACCUCCAACCACGGCAAGACCACUUCCAACUUCAAGAGGAACACUACCGGCUCGUCGAGCUUCCGCGAUACGAGAGCGGAGGAGCGAAACUAUGAUUUUCGACCGCGGAAGUACUCCGACAACUUCACAUCGGAGCUGAACCAGAGCGACGAUGCCGACUACAGGUACAGCGCUCUGGAGCGUAACAGACGCCUAUCAAAAAUGCGACGAGAGUUUCUAACGUCUAACCUGCACGAGCCGGAUGACAAACCGUUCACACGGGCCGGCAUGCGGGCCUCGCUUCCCACCGGCAGAACUACCGCGCUCAAGUACAAGUUCGAGAGUCCGAACUUAUUCAAAUUCCCAUUCGCCGAACCAUAUGCGACGCCGCCACCGGUGCGAAGAGUGAUCCUCGACGAUUCAACGAGCAAAACGGACGGGAAAGAAAACGAGGACCCCGAAUUAAGACCGAAACACCAGAGCCUACCUGGCAACUCACCAACAAAGGUAGACCAUCAGAAACUUUUUGAAGAGUUGGUAAAGAGAUAUUCACCGCAACGCAAGCCUGUCAACUGGACGCUGCCACCGACUAAACCCAGAGUUGUAGCAUCCGUACCGAAAUCAACUUCCAGUGUCGCUGACGCAAUUGAUAAAGAUGCUACCGAUACAGCUGAAAAGGUAGAAGAAAAUAACAAAUCUGGUGAUGAUGAUGUGUUUGAGAAUAAGGAAAAUAAUAAGGCUAAUAAUGUUACCGAAGAAAAGAAAGACCAGUCUGAUAACCAUGUCCAAAAUGGACCUGAGAAUAUAUCCGUCCAAACGAAGGACGUUGAAAAAGAUUUGAACUCAAGUGAAGAAUCAAAAAUAUCUAUCUCUGACUUAGAAGAAAGAAAUGAUCGUGUUCCUGAAUUAGCCGUUAUCCAAAGACAAAUCAGCAGAGAGUCUGCUCAUAAAAAACCUAUUGCAAUAGAACAAACGGACUUGAGCAUCCCGGCUCUGAUAAAUAAAAUAAGUGAAGAGGGUGACAAACUAGAAACUAAUACCAAGACCGCUAAAAAAGUGAAGAGGAAACGCAGUUUCUUGGACAAACUUCUUGGCAGGAAAAAGGAUAAGUAGGAAACAUCGAAAAGUGACAAAGUUAUUGCAUUGCUGCAAACAAGCCUGCCAAAGAUAAGUUAACAUGGUGAUUGUGAAACAUGACGUCAGUGCUUAUAUCUUUUGAUACUACAAGUAGAACGCUUAAAAUUUUAGUUUUUAAUAGUUCUUUAGGUAUAAUUCGCUUUUGUAUUAUUUGUGUCUGUAAAAAUAAUUAAGAACCAACAACCAAAUUUUUUUAUCACAUUGCAGUGGAGGGUUAUCAGUAAACUGAUUAACGUAAGUGCCAUGUGACACUCCCUAUCUGCCAAAUUCUAAAUGUACUUUGAUUGGUUGAAGUUAACUAAACCUAGAAAAAUAUUUACUACUUUAUACAGAAAGAAGCUUAAUUUUAACAGGCCAAAGUAUUGCUGAGCUUACUACUUUCACU
Messenger RNA from Chilo suppressalis (striped riceborer), 1922 nucleotides. The record is from the annotation of a GenBank genome assembly. Lineage: Eukaryota; Metazoa; Arthropoda; Insecta; Lepidoptera; Crambidae.